ACCAAGUAGUUGUACUAUAUAGAAUUAUAGAUGCGGGUGACCGAUCGACAAGAUGGCGGGUUUAACGUGGUUACCAUUCUUAGCAUCAUCACUGUUGAUGAUGGUAUCCCUAUUCCAGUCCUCACAAGCUGCAGGAGUUGCCGUCUACUGGGGUCAAAACGGCGAUGAAGGAAGCUUGGCUGACACAUGCGCUAGUGGAAACUAUCAGUUCGUGAACCUGGCAUUUCUGACAACCUUUGGCGGUGGAAGCACACCAGUAUUGAACUUAGCUGGCCAUUGCGACCCUGGCGCAGGCAACUGCACCUCCUUAAGUGUUGAAAUAAAUGAUUGCCAGAACCAAAACAUCAAAGUGCUGCUUUCCCUUGGAGGUGGGGCUGGAAACCACCGCCUUACUUCCGCCGACGAUGCAAGGCAAGUCGCCAAUUACCUUUGGAAUACAUUCUUGGGCGGUCAAUCACGUUUCCGCCCGCUUGGACAUGCUGUUUUAGACGGUAUAGACUUUGUUAUUUCAAGCGGGACAGGCCUGUAUUGGGACACUCUGGCCAGGGCGCUCUCUGGAUUCAGCUCGCAGAAAAAGGUGUACUUAUCUGCGGCUCCACAGUGCCCGUUCCCUGAUGCUGAUCUAAGCACGGCUAUCAGCACUGGCCUUUUCGAUUAUGUCUGGAUACAAUUUUACGGCAAUGGGCCAUGUCAGUAUUCGACUAAUGCUGAUAACCUGAUAGCGGCAUGGAACCAAUGGACCUCAGUUCAUUCCAAUCAGAUCUUCCUAGGAGUACCAGCAGGUCCAGAGGCUGCGGACGGAGGGUAUAUUCCACCGGAUGUGCUCAUUUCUCAGGUUCUACCAUCCAUCAAGUCCUCUCCCAAGUACGCAGGGGUCAUGAUCUGGAACAAAUAUUAUGACAGCGGAUAUAGUUCAGCUAUCAAAGAGCAGGUUGCUGCUUCUAGCCCUUCGAUUGCUCCCGCCUCUGGCUCUCCUUCAUUUUCUGUUGGCCCUUCACGUGCUCCCGCCACUAGUACUCCUUCAUCACCCGCCGGCCCUCGUAGUGGAAGAAAGAAAUCGAAGAAUUUAAGGGUGAAGUUAUAUGUUGUUGGUGCUGCCAUAGCAACUUCUCUAGCAGCUCUUGCAUUACUUUUCUGGUGUUGCAAAUUGCGAAAGAGAAAAGGUAACCAUCGAAACUUCAUGGGUUCAGAAAUGCCAGAGCAGGAUGACAAUGAAGAUGAUGAAUCACUGUUCUUCAGUUUUACAAGCAUAGAAAUUGCCACAGAUCAUUUUUGUGAGGAAAACAAACUUGGUCAAGGAGGAUUUGGUCCAGUCUACAAGGGUAAACUGGUUAACGGGCUAGAGAUUGCAGUUAAAAGAUUGAAUAGAAUGUCAGGACAUGGAAUUGAACAAUUCAAGAAUGAAGUCAAAGUGAUCUCAAAGCUGCAACAUCGAAACCUUGUUAGACUUUUGGGCUCCUGCAUUGAGAAAGAAGAGCGUUUAUUGGUAUACGAGUACUUGCCGAAUAACAGUCUGGAUUCAGUACUUUUUGAUGCAGCAAAGCGGAAUAUAUUGGAUUGGAAAAGAAGGUUGAAAAUCAUUGAAGGAGCAGCUCAGGGGCUUUUGUACCUCCACAAGUAUUCUAGAUUAAAAAUCAUUCAUAGAGAUCUGAAAACGAGCAACGUUUUACUGGACGCGGACCUGAAUCCCAAAAUUUCAGAUUUCGGGACUGCCAGAAUAUUUGGAGAGAAUGAGAUGCGCGGAAGUACAAUGAACAUUGUUGGGACAUAGUAAGUUGAAGGAAUAUCUUCUUGUUUGUUAUUUUGCUCCGAGUAAUAUCCAAUCUCUGAUCUCAUGCUUAAGCUAAUUGAGAUGAUUACUUUUUGCGAGAAAACAAGUGGUUAUAUGUCUCCUGAAUACGCCAUGGACGGGGUUUACUCUGAAAAGUCUGAUGUAUUUAGCUUCGGAAUCAU
This is a messenger RNA of Coffea eugenioides, 1953 nucleotides long. RefSeq names its product acidic endochitinase SE2-like. Gene Ontology annotation, molecular function: protein kinase activity; chitinase activity; ATP binding. Gene Ontology annotation, cellular component: extracellular region. The record is from RefSeq and is a predicted model, not a curated record. The transcript is spliced from 4 exons. Bases 53 to 1771 code for a protein of 572 amino acids. Gene Ontology annotation, biological process: carbohydrate metabolic process; protein phosphorylation. Lineage: Eukaryota; Viridiplantae; Streptophyta; Magnoliopsida; Gentianales; Rubiaceae.